CUUUUCUUGAUUAGUUUAUUCAGUCAUGUCUACACCCUCACACAUAUAUAUACACACAGAAUUUGUGUGUAUAAUCGUCGUCUCCCACAUGAAAACACAUCUCUGUACUCUGCAGCUAAAUACGUCUUUCUCACUCUACAUCUCUCCGUUUCCCACUUGAAGCUAUCUCUCUCCACAAUCCACCCUGACACAGCGCCAGAGCGCACAAAAAACAACUUUUUUCUUGUCGAAUUAGUUUAAACCAUGAAGUGUUUCCAGUUAUUCGGCAAACAGAAGCUCAAGUGCGGCGAUUCAGCUCCGGAAUUGAGCGGCCGAAGCAGAAGGAUAAGCAGCGAUGAAGGCGCCAGAAACCGCGCGGCUCAAUCGGCGGCCGGCAGCUCGUGUUCCCCUCGCCGGACAAUACCUGAGAUUUACAGAGAGAGGGAGCACGGCCUGCGGGUGUUUUCUCUGUCGGAGCUCCGUGAGGCGACCAACAAUUUCAACAGGCUGCUUAAAAUCGGCGAGGGCGGGUUUGGAACCGUUUAUAAGGGCUCCCUUAAACCCGCCCCGCCAAAUCGGCCCAACAUUGUCGCCAUUAAGAAGCUCAAUACCCGUGGGCUGCAGGGCCACAAGCAAUGGGUUGCUGAGGUACAAUUCCUUGGUGUACUGGAUCACCCCAAUCUCGUGAAGCUUUUAGGAUACUGUUCCUUAGAUGGAGAGCGGGGAAUACAACGGCUCUUGGUUUAUGAAUACAUGCCUAAUAAAAGCUUGGAGGACCAUCUUUUUAACCAUGCUGUGCCAACAAUUCCUUGGCUAACCAGAAUAAACAUUAUCCUUGGGUCGGCUCAAGGAAUGGCAUAUUUGCACGAGGGCUCUGAAGUCCAGGUGAUAUAUCGAGAUUUCAAAUCCUCCAAUGUGCUACUGGACAAGGACUUCAAUGCCAAACUCUCUGACUUUGGGCUGGCAAGAGAAGGCCCAAUUGGGGAUCGCACACACGUAUCUACUGCGCCCAUCGGUACACGUGGAUAUGCGGCCCCAGAAUACGUCGAGACUGGCCAUUUGUCAGUAAAGAGUGACAUAUGGAGCUUUGGUGUUGUUCUAUAUGAGAUACUGACAGGAAGGCGUACAUUGGAAAGACAUCUCCCCUUGUCUGAGAGAAAGCUACUGGAAUGGGUAAAGCUUUUUCCGGCCGAUAGCAAGAGGUUUAGCACGAUUAUCGAUCCACGCCUCCAUAACCAAUAUUCCUUGACUGCUGCUCGGAGGAUUGCGAAAUUGGCUGACAUGUGCUUGAACAAAAACCCGAAGGAUCGGCCCACAAUGACUCAAGUUGUGGAGAUCUUGAAGCAAGCAAUGGAAGACUCCCAAGAAUUUUCUCGUUCUUCGUCAAUGACAACAAAUGACUCAAAUGAAAUGUUAGCAGCUUCCCGACACCUACCUCAGAUGGCACAGGCAAGUUUUCUCGAAUAUUUGUUCAGUUUUUGAAUUUGGAAGGGCUCUCCUUCUCGGCUAACCAUCCCCUUUUCUUUUAUUGAAAAAUAUGACAGGCUUGAAUAUGUGAUGGAUAGUUGUCCGAUGAAGUUUUGCUACUUGGAAAUUAUGCUCGUGUUCAUGUACAUAUGAGUAUCUUUAGAAUACCUCUGGAUCCAGAGGUAUU
Messenger RNA from Striga asiatica, 1633 nucleotides. Lineage: Eukaryota; Viridiplantae; Streptophyta; Magnoliopsida; Lamiales; Orobanchaceae. The record is from the annotation of a GenBank genome assembly.